AUGAUUCUUUCGUACAUCUUUGGCCUGCUGGUUGCCACUUCCGGCCUGGCCAAGGCCGUCAACAUCACCGGCUAUGAAUAUGUCAUCGUCGGUUCCGGUGCUGGUGGUGGUCCCCUCGCUGCUCGUCUCGCGUUGGCUGGCCACAAGACUUUGCUUCUGGAGGCUGGUGACGACCAGGGUGAAAACUUCAACUACACCAUCCCCGCCUACUCUGCCAGAGCUUCUGAAGAUGAGAAGCUCUCUUGGAACUUCUUCGUCCACCACUACGAGGACGAGGAGCGCCAGGCCCGGGACUGGAAGGUCAGCUACGACACCCCGGAUGGUGAUAUCUACACUGGUCUGAACCCUCCCGAGGGUUCGACCAUGAAGGGAGUUCUCUACCCUCGUACUGGUACCCUCGGUGGUUGCACUGCCCACAAUGCCCUGAUUGCCGUCUACCCCCACCAGUCUGACUUUGAAUACAUUGAGAAAAUCACUGGUGAUAACUCUUGGACCCCUGCCAACAUGCGCAAGCACUUCGAAAAGCUUGAGAACAACGGUUACUCUCUCCCCGCACAGGAGGGCCACGGCUACGACGGCUGGCUGUCGAUUGAAGAAGCCCCUCUCAGCAUUGUCCUGAAGGAUACCCAGCUGCUGAGCAUGCUCACUGGCGGUGCCUUUGCCCUCGGAAACUUCACCAACACCAUCAUGAACAUUGGCACUCUGCUGCUCGGUGACGCCAACGCCGACUCCAAGAGCCGUGACACCGACCCCGGCUACUACCAAAUCCCUAUUUCCACCGAUGACGCCCACCGCAACGGUCCUCGUGAAUUCAUUAUCGAGGUCCGCGAUGCUAAGAACGCUGAUGGCUCCAAGAAGUACCCCCUCGAUGUCCGCAUGAACACCCACGUUACCAAGGUCGUCUUUGACGAGUCUGAGGACCCUCCCCGCGCCACCGGUGUUGAGUUCCUCGACGGUGAGCACCUGUACAAGGCUAGCCCUAUGUCCCGCUCCGCUCUUCCCGGAAAGCCCGGUUCCGCUACUGCUUCUCGCGAAGUUAUCGUUGCCGGUGGUGUGUACAACUCUCCUCAGAUCCUCAAGCUCAGUGGUGUCGGACCCGCCGAUGAGCUCAAGAAGUUCGGUAUCAAUGUCAUCAGCGAUCUCCCCGGUGUCGGAACCAACCUGCAGGACCACUACGAGAUCUCCGUCCAGGGUAAGAUCGAGGAAGACUUCUCUUGCUUGGACAAGUGCACCUUCAGCAUCCGCGACCAGGAAGACCCCUGCAUCAACGACUGGGAGUCUCCCAUCCUCGGCGACCGCGGUAUCUACUCCUCCCCCGGUCUCGCCGCCACCAUGCUCUACAAGAGUUCCACUGCCGGCGACGACUUCGACAUCUUCGAGUUUGGUGGUCCCGUCAACUUCCGCGGCUACUUCCCCGACUACAGCAUCAACGCCACCGACGAGCACAACUGGUUCACCUGGGCCAUUCUCAAGGCUCACCCCCGCAACAACGCCGGUACCGUCAUGCUCCAAUCCGCCGAUCCCCUCGAGAUGCCCAAGAUCACCUACAACUACUUCGACAGCGGUGUCGGCGACUACGACGCCGAUCUCACUGCCAUGUACGAGGCCAUCGAGCUUGCCCGUGAUGCCUUCAACCGCCAGCUCGUCAACAUCACCGAGGUUCUCCCCGGUCCCGACGUCCAGUCCGAGGAAGACAUCAAGCAGUACGUUAAGGAUGGCGCUUGGGGCCACCACGCCUCUUGCACCUGCCCCAUCGGUGGUGACAAUGACCCCAUGGCUGUCUUGGACUCCAAGUUCCGUGUCCGUGGUGUCUCUGGUCUCCGUGUUGUCGAUGCUUCCGUGUACCCCAAGGUCCCCGGUACUUUCACCGCGGUCUCUACCUACAUGGUUGCCGAGAAGGCUGCUGAAGAUAUUCUUAACGAGCUCAAGUCUAGCUCUUAA
Penicillium brevicompactum is the source of this 1941-nucleotide messenger RNA. Its product is annotated as GMC family oxidoreductase. Bases 1 to 1941 code for a protein of 646 amino acids. Gene Ontology annotation, molecular function: flavin adenine dinucleotide binding; oxidoreductase activity, acting on CH-OH group of donors. The transcript has a single exon. The record is from RefSeq and is a predicted model, not a curated record. Lineage: Eukaryota; Fungi; Ascomycota; Eurotiomycetes; Eurotiales; Aspergillaceae.